This is a messenger RNA of Chrysochloris asiatica (Cape golden mole), 1344 nucleotides long. It is a transcript of the gene CRPPA, whose product is annotated as isoprenoid synthase domain containing. Gene Ontology annotation, molecular function: D-ribitol-5-phosphate cytidylyltransferase activity. Gene Ontology annotation, biological process: protein O-linked glycosylation via mannose; isoprenoid biosynthetic process. The transcript has 10 exons. The coding region runs from base 1 to 1344 and encodes 447 amino acids. The record is from RefSeq and is a predicted model, not a curated record. Gene Ontology annotation, cellular component: cytosol. Lineage: Eukaryota; Metazoa; Chordata; Mammalia; Afrosoricida; Chrysochloridae.
AUGGAGCCCAGCCCGUCCGGAGGCUCUAGGCCGGCGGAGCCGGGGCCUUGCCUGAGAGGCCCGGGCGGCGUCUGCCAGGCGACCUCGGCCUACUCUCCGAGCGAGGUGGGAGCCCAGCCAGGGUACCGCGUGGCGGCCGUGUUGCCGGCCGGGGGGUGCGGGGAGAGGAUGGGCGUCCCCACCCCGAAGCAGUUCUGCCCCAUCUUGGAAAGGCCGCUCAUCAGCUACACCCUGCAGGCCCUGGAGAGAGUAUCUUGGAUAAAGGAUAUUGUCGUGGCAGUAACUAGAGAGAACAUGGAUAAAAUGGAGGGUAUUAUCCAGAGGUACCAGCAUAAACGCAUUUCUCUAGUUGAAUCUGGAGUGACCCGCCAUAGAUCAAUUUUCAAUGGACUAAAAGCACUGACAGAGAAUGGAUCCAACACUAAACCCUCUAAGCCAGAAGUAGUGAUUAUCCACGAUGCUGUAAGACCAUUUGUUGAGGAAGAUGUUCUGCUAAAAGUCGUCACAGCUGCUAAAGAACAUGGGGCAGCAGGAGCAAUUCGACCUCUUGUAUCUACUGUCAUCAGUCCAUCUGCUGAUGGUUGCUUAGACCAUUCACUAGAGCGUUCCAGAUAUAAAGCAAGUGAGAUGCCACAGGCUUUUCUAUUUGAUGUGAUCUAUGACGCAUACCAGCAGUGUAGUGAUUAUGACUUGGAAUUUGGAACUGAAUGCUUACAAUUGGCUCUAAAAUACUGCCACACCAAAGCCAAACUGGUAGAAGGAUCCUCUGAUCUCUGGAAGGUGACCUACAAACAAGAUCUAUAUGCGGCUGAGUCAAUUAUUAAGGGUAUAAUUUCACAACAGAUUUGUAUAGUUAUGGAUACAAAAGAAGAUAAAGGACACAUAGGUCUUCUUGAAGAAAUGUUAAAAAAUGAAUUAAAACAUAUAAAUGUUACAUCUAGGACACUGUGUCAUGCUGGCAGAGAUCUUCAGCAAAUCAUUCUAGAUCAAUGCUACAAUUUUGUUUGUGUAAAUGUUCUGAACUUUGAUUUUCAAGAAACACAGAAGUUACUGAAGUUACUUGAGGAUAGUCAUCUUUCCAUUUUUAACCCUGUAGUUGUUGUUUCGGUGCAUUUCCUUGAUUAUAAUUCAGAGCCUUUUGGUGAGAAAAUGGAAAACAUAAUGCAGAUUAGAGAGUUUUCAAAGGAAGUAAAAAAAAGAAAUAUUUUAUUAUGUGGCCUCCUCAUAUAUUACCCACAGGAUAAGCUGAAGAUACAGGAGAGUUUAAGGCAAGGUGCCACCAUUAUUGCUGCCUUAAUCAAAGAAAGAAAUCCUGGACUUGCUGGGCAGCUACUAGUGGCAUGA